ACACUUUUGACAGUCGAAAUUGUCGAAAAUGACAUUCACGUCGAGAAGAAGAGCUCUUUAAAGAUUUCACUAAACCGAUUUUUUUAACCUUUUUAAUUAAACUAAGCGACAAAAAAUGUCCGAGACGAACCUCUCCGAAACGGAGAAACAAAUUUUCAAAGCCAUCGAAACCAGCGACGCGGUAUUACUGAAAACACUUCUAGCCGAUGCGAAAAACGUCAACAUAAUCGAUGAAAACUCGAUGACCCCCCUUCAACACGCCGCCUACAAGGGCAACAAAGAUCUAGUACAAGCCCUCCUAGAUCAGGGCGCCGAUGUGAAUUACGGCGAACACCAGCACAACUACACCUCGCUGCAUUUCGCCGCCCUGUCGGGCAACUCCGACGUCUGCCUGGCCCUGCUGUUGGCCGGCGCGAAGAGCCAAGCGGUCAACACCGUCGGUCGCACCCCCGCCCAGAUGGCGGCCUUCGUGGGCCACCACGAGUGCGUCGCCGCCAUGAACAGCUUCAUACCCAAAGAAGACGUCGAUUACUACACGAUAACGCCGGGCGCGACCGCCUCCAAAACCCAAAUCCUGCCCGCCUUUCUCUCGGAGAGCUUCCACAAGUUCAUCAUGCGCACCAACGUCCACCCGAUCAAGGUGAUACUGAACGUGCAAACGUUCGUCGGGCUGGCCGAUCACCUGGCCGAAGUCAAGAAGGUCCUCGAGCUGAUGUGCGAGCGAGAACUGAAACGCGAAGACGAAAAGAACGAAGUCAUGGCGUUCAAAUUCCAUUAUUUAAGCUACGUAAUAGGCGAAAUGCUGAAAGUCAAACAGAAACAGAUGGUUAAAACCGACGACGAUAAGAAAUUAGAUUUGAUCGAAUUGUUCACGAGGAAGCUGUUGAAGCCCGGCAAAGACAUCGGCCAGCUCGACAUCAUGGACGCUUUCCUGCGGGACUGCGUGAGGGAGUUCCCCCACAGGGAAUGCACGCUCUUCCGCCAAAUGGUGGCCAGCUUGGCGGGCAAGGAUCCCCCUUCGGCCCUGAGCGUCCUCGCGUCGGCCAUCAACGGACAGAUGGGCUUCGUGGAUUCGGUGAGCCUGUGUCACACCUGCGGCGAGCCGAGGCCGUCGAAGAAGUGCUCCAAAUGCAAGGCGGUGCAGUACUGUGAUAGGAAUUGCCAAAGGCUGCAUUGGCACUGGCACAAGAAGGCCUGCCCUAGGUUAAGUCAAACGCUGAUAGAGGACGCGCAGGCGAGGCCCGACGCGGCUGCCCUUUCGGCCGAACUGCGCGAUCUGCUCGUCGAUAACUGAAGCGUAAUUUGUAAUUUCGAACGAGAUAAUUUAGAAUAUAAAGCACUCGAGCAUUUUUUUAAUGGCGUUUUACGAUAGAUUGAAUUGUAUGACUAUUAACAAGUAAGUGGAUAGAGUUGUUAUUAAGGAUAUAAUGGUGCUCGCUGUGACGUCGACUAAUCCGAGUAUUAUGUAUUUGGGUAGGUAAUUCUCGGCCAAUUCCGCUAUUUUGAUAAGUUCCAAUCGAAUCGGGGAGUUGAUUGUGUAAUGUUCUUCCAUAAGAUAGGCGAUUCGUAUGAAAUGUUUCCCUUGAUUGGUCGUUUGAUUGCAGGAUAUUAUUACGGACAUCGUAAAUAUCUGGAAAUAUUGUUCUUUUAGUCGAAGCUGGCAACAACGCUUCAAUUGAUUUGUUGUAAAUACGAGUUAUUGAGGUUUUAAUAUACGUGGGUAAGGUGAAAAGUACUCGGUCCGAUACAGGGCGCUUCAUUAAGCAGUAACUGCAUCACAUUCACCUGAUUUGGCACCCUCAGACUUCUAUCUGUUUCCAAAAUUGAAGAAAUUUGUUGCUGGGAAACGCUUCGUAUCCAAAAAUGAUGAAUAACUUGUACACAAUGCAUUGAAAUCGUGGAAGAUUAUGUAGAAAAGUAAUUAUUUCAACCGAAAAUCGCAGUGUUUCAAGAACUUUUCGCCUUACCCUCGUAUCACCGUUGAGUUUUCAUCUAUACUCUAUUUAAAAACUAGUAGGAGCGAUUUGAAUUUAAGUUGGCAACACUUUUAUCAUUCCUUUCAUUCAAUUUUAUUUAAAUGAAAGAUGACAAAUUUUCUAAUAACUUUUUUUGAAUGUAAUCAAAAUGCUCAAAAUGCUCCUACUAGUUUUUAAAUAGAGUAUAUCAGCUUGUACUUACUAUAGUAACAAUUAAAUCUAGUAGAUCUGCAUUGAGAAUGUCUGCUCCGUUGACGUACCAAUUUAAUAUAUCGACUGAAUUCGUUAGGGCGUAAAUAAAAAUGACCAUUACAAUCCAACCGAAGAGACAGUUGACGUCUUUAACGAAACCAUGCAAAUCCACGUAAAUGUAGAAACAUUCCCGCAAUUUCGCGAUGAUCCUAGCAUCGGAAUUGUCCGUGCAAAACGAGUGUUCCGAGCCAAUUCGAUUGAUCUCUUUGAAUUUAUCGUCGAGAUCUUUAUAAGACACCUGCAGGACUCUGUUGAUGGAGAAAAACAACAGGAUUAUGUAGAGCAAUCCUGUUUCGUACAAGUAAAAGUACGUGCAUGAAUUCCACCCAGUGAUUUUUUUUGAACAGCAAACUGAGAGAUGUUACGAAAGGUACGGUUAUGUAACUAACGUAACUCAUGGUCUCGGUUAUGAAUAGCGAGGUGGUUUCUUUCUUUUCUAAGAAAUCCUGAUAAAGGAUCAUCAAAACUAUUGAUCCUAAAGGGUAGAGGAGUGUUAGAAGUAUUACGAGUAAGUUGAGUUUUGCGUGGAUUAGGCGUUUUUGUUGGAAAUCGUAGAAAGGUGCUACAGCGAAAAAUGCGGAUAUUUUAUACAUCAUUUCUAAUAACUUCACUUCUAUAACAUCGUGCUCUAAAAUAACAAAUUUAAUUACUAUUAAAAUUCAAAUAUAUGAUUGUUUUACCUAAUUUAUGCUCGAAGAAUUUCCAGUUUUUUCUAGCGAACAAUUUCAUUUUGGCCACUCUUUAGAAAAUGAAACAAUCUUGUCUAGUUCAAUUCAGUAAUUGAUAAUCGAUAAAGAAAACCACUUUUCGGCACUUUUCCUUUUUAAAGGAAGUCGCUUAGUGUCGAAAUAAUGGAAAGCAUUAAAGAAAAUUGUUUCCCUUUUACGAGGGGCGUAAAAAGAUUACACCAAAUAUAGUAAAAUAAAUGUAUUAAAGCGACUUUAAAAUUAACAUACUUGUGUGGAAUAAACUAAAAGCGUUUCUAAUGGUAUAAAUUUUACGAUAGAUUAAAUUGUAUAACAAUCAAUAUAUAAGUCGAUAGAGUCGUUAAUAACGAUACAAUCGUGCUCAUGUUAACUUCCAAAAAUCCGAGUAUGAUGUAUCUUGGUCGAUAAUUUUCCGAUAAUUCCGCUAUUUUUAAAAGCUCCAAUCGAAUCGGGGAAUUGAUAGCGUAAUGUUCCUCCAUAAAAUAAGCGCUUCGUAUGAAAUACUUCCCUUGAUUGGCCGUUUGAUUACAACAUAUUAUUAUAGAAAUCGUAAAUGUCUAAAAAAUAACUCGAUAUACAUACUUCACCAAAUGAUACAUUAUUUCAAACAGCUCGACCUCGAUAAAUCUUCUGUUAACGAUAAUGAUACAAAAUUAGCUUAAUAUACUCGACUACAAGUGCUUUAAGUUCGCGACUUUAACGUGUCCAGCUAUUCUUAUCGAUCUGUAGGUGUUUGUACUUACUACAGUAGCCAUUAAAUCUAACAAAUCGGCGUUAAGAAUGUUUGUUCCAUUGAUGUACCAAUGUAAAAUAGCCACUGAAUUCGAUAAUGCGUAGAUAAAAAUUACUGUUAUAGUCGAACCGAAGAGACCGGUGAUAUCUUUAACAAAACCAUACAAUUCCACGUAAAUAUAGAAGCAUUCUCGUAAUUUAGCGAUGAUUUUAUCGUUGGAAUCGUCUGUAAUAAAAGGUUGUUCUAAACCAAUUCGAAUGAUUUCGUUGAAUUUUUCAUCGACAUCUUGGUAAGAUACCUGCAGGACUCUGUUGAUUGAGAAAAAUAGUAAAUUUAAAUACAGUAAACCUGUUUCAUACAAGUAAAAGUAUGCAGAAAGAAACACGUCUUUGGGAUCAAUAGUUAAAUGUGUACCGAUAUUGGCGCAUUCCAUAAAAUGCAGCAAGAAAAUCACCAGCAGUAGUUUUUUGGAAAAAUACGCUCGAUUUGACUUCAUUUUGACUCGCAUUUCCUUUAUUUUUACCAUAAACUCCACCCAAUUGUGCUUUUUAAGUAAUAAACUAAGCGAAGUUACUAAAGGUAUAGUGAUGUAACUAACGUAACUCAUUGUCUCGGUUAUGAACAAUGAGACGGGACCUUUCUCUGAUAAAAAAUCCUGAUAAAGGAUCAUUAAAACUAUUGAUCCUAUAGGGUAGAGGAAUGUUAAAAGUAUUACGAGUAAGUUGAGUUUUGGGUGGAUUGCUCGUUUUUGGUCGAAAUCGUAGAAAGGUGCUACACCGAAAAAUGUGGAUAUUUUGUAUAUCGUUUCUAUUAACUUCACUUCUAUAACAUCGUGCUCUAAAAAUAACAAAUUUAAUCAACAAUUAAAUGUUAGUUAAUUUGUGACCUACCUAAUUUGUGAUUGAAGAUUUUGUAGUUUUUUCUAUUGAACAAUUUCAUUUUGGGUAAUUCUUUUUGAGGAAUGAAACAAUCUAGUCUUGUUCGAGGGUAGAGUAAUUGAUAAUCAAUGAAAAUAACUUUUUUAUAAGUCACAACAUUGAAGUAAUAUAAAAUUAUGCUUUUUACGAGGGGCGUACAAAAUACACGUGAUAUAAUAAAAUAAAUAUAUUAACACAAUGAAAAGCCGAUCGCAAUGGCUGUUACAAUCGACUUUUGCGAAAUUAAACAAUUAUUUUGAUAGUUUAGAAUGAACGAAACAUCUUUAAAUAAAAAUUAAAUGUCUCGUUUUCAACAAUCAUACAAAAAAUAUACAAAAUUAUUAUGAUAAAAGUAUUAUUUUGUUUACACAAAUAUUAUACAUUUACUACGUACAUUUAAUAGUCCAACCAACUUAGUAAAAUAAAUUAUUAUUCAAAUUAAUUAACUUAAUUUUUAAUCUAUUAGCAGUUGAUUGGACAGUACAAAAAUCUGAAGACUCGUCAAAUGGCUGUUUAACACAGUCUUCAUGUAGGACUAUUUAUUUUUAAAGCUCUUCUUCACUUUAACCGCAAUAGUACAAAAAUUACAUUAAAAUAUUCCAUCUGCUUCACUGUACAGUUUUGUUUUCAUCGCAAUUUGUAUACUAAAUCCUAAUAUUGCUAACUAAUACAUCCGCUAUAUUGCUAUUAUAUCUACAUUUCGCUGUUUUCCGUAUCCUUUUUGAAUUUCCUAAACUCCAUUGGGCCCUACCAAUAGAUUUUAGUUUAAAAAAACUUGAUUAAUUUUAUCGUAAUUCGAAAUUUACGAAAACCCCUAGCACUAUCAUCUGAUGUUUCAUUAAAAAUCUGAUGCUGGCUGUAUAGCACUCUGGGAUUUCCAAAAUUUGUUCCAUAUGAUAAAUAUUUUACAUCAAAAACAGCUUCUUUAACUUUCUCUUAGAAACCAACAACCACUUUAAAAAGAAAUCCUUCAAAACGAAUUUCAGUGAUUAUUAGAUCAUUAUAACCGAACCCAUAUCAGGUAAGGGGCACACGAAUUAUUUAAUUAUUUAAGCCUAUAGAUAAUCUACAUAUUACAGCAGGUACAUAAGUCUACAUACAAAGUUACAAAAAACGCCUUACUACCUUACAACUAAGCUUCCAAACGAUACAAAAAAACAACCCAACGGAACUAAACGUAAUACUCUUUGAAUUUGCUCAUCCUCUUGUCUCAAACCUCCACCGGCGCCUGUUCGGGCGCCUCGGGCGUCGCGAUGCGCACCUGGUUGCUCUCCGAUUGCACGGCCCCGUUCAAUUGGGACGUCCUUUGCGUAUCCCGCCAAGGAGUCGUCAGGAUUUUCA
Molecule: messenger RNA, 5926 nt
Organism: Phyllotreta striolata
Lineage: Eukaryota; Metazoa; Arthropoda; Insecta; Coleoptera; Chrysomelidae
Source: the annotation of a GenBank genome assembly